GCAACAUCCCGAAUUAAAGAAAACAUGCCUGGAGAAAGAUUUCGCGCGAAGUUUGUUGUCAAAGUUUCCAUUUCGGAGAAAUGAUACUUUUGUUAUUUAUUUACAUAUUUCAGCGAUUUUAAUAACCAUUAGUAUAAGCUUAGAGCUACAACUUAUUAGCAGUAGCAGGCAUUCUGUCUGAUGGGCUACUGCAACGGAAGAUCCUAUGACGCCAUCCCAUUCAAUCUUUGGCCAUAGAAUUCAGAACUAACUGGUGGCGUGGAUUUUGUUGGCUUUUUUAAUGCCUCAAAUAUGAAUGAGUUUGAAAUAGCAAAGAAACUGAGAGAUUGUCUUUUACAACUUGUUGAAGGAAAAGCUACUGAACGAAAAAAACAAGUUGAGAACUUAAAGGUAUACCUUACACACCCUGCCUAUCUUCAGCAUUUGAAUAAAAGUUCCUUAAAGGGAAGAAAUGCUUCUGAAGCUGGAAUUGUGUAUAUAUCUUGGCAAAAAGUUUUUAGCAAAAUAAAAGAUUAUGUAGAACAGGAAUGCCAACGACUUAAAGAUCGAGAAAGGUCUUCAGAAACCCUCUCUGCAACAGUUAGAGAGAAUAUUUGCAAAGAAAGACGGCUAUGCCUGAGUUUGUUUCGCUGUUUUACAAAAGCAUUAACAAUAAGUGAGCAAUAUGAAAUGGCACAUCCAUUGAUGCUUCAUAUUUUAGCUGUCCUACAUGAAUAUUAUACUGAACUUACUUUCCGUAAUGAAUAUUCAAAUGUUCUACUCAAAUGCAUUUUAAAUGAUCCAUUUAUGUGCCUGAAAAUUCCAGCAGAAAAAUUUGAUGAUGCUAUAUGGAUUUAUUGCAAGAUCAUAAAAAAGUUUCCCCGAAGUAAUGAUCGAGGCAUUAGUUCCCAAGUCCUUCAUGAUUUGCUUGCUGUAAGAUAUAAUAUGGGCCAUACAGAUGCUUCUAAAAUACUUAGCUUUUUUACCCAUAUGUUUCAAACCUUGAAGUCAGAAAAAGCAAGUUUAUUUCAUGAAAAUCUGCUUCGAUGUUUAUUGGUAGUAAGUAAGGCUUUGGGAAGUGACUACCAUAUACGCUUAUGUGAGUUAGGAGAAUCUAUUCUUUUGCCUCUAUUGGAUCUAUGGAAAACAAGACCUUCUGAAACAUGCCAGGAAUUAAUGUUAGAGUUCAUCAGCUUGCAGCUCUCUUUACAUCAUCCCAAAGGUGCUGUCAAGCAAGAAAAUGGAGCUCGAGCUGCUGAUUGGCAAACAUGGAAAAAUCACCUUCUACGUCUUUACAAAGUUAUUUUGGUAGAAGUGACUGAGCUGUGUGAAACAAACAAGUAUUCUGCAAGGUAUGAAAGUAAGGAAUCAAUUUUAAAGCCUAUUUUUGUUUUUGUGGCUGUGGAAGUAUGUGCUCAAAUUUUUCCUGGCUCUGUGGACUGUCUUGACAUCACUCAGGCUUCAACAAGUUAUGAAGUAUCACAACCAGCAAAGAAACGAAGAGUUGAAGUUUGCUUUAGAGCACUUACUGAUGAUCUGACAUCAUCAAAAAUUGAGCCAUGGCUUCAAGUUAUAUCUUCCUUUUUGGUAAAUCAUUCAGAUAUUGUGUCUAUGCAAGACGCUGAGCAUCUUUUAGAUAUUCUCAUCGAUAUACAUUUAUCUUGCAAUCAAUUGGAAACAAAACGGUGGCUGCUUACAUGCUGUCAGUCUUUUGUUCAAGCUUUUGGAUCUAAAGAUGCUGGUGAUUGUUCCGAAGGUGGUUUUCAGUGGCAGCGUUUGUGGGAAUUAGCUGUAAAAUCUGUUGCUCUUAUGCAUCAGUGCCAAGAAGCUGGACAUAAGCUGUUAACAGCACUACUGUUCUAUAAACUGGCUGUACCUAAGGCUGAGUUUUACACUCUCUAUGCUCCAGGUUCCAGUAAUCCAGUAACGAGUGCAUCUUUGAGAUCACUGAAAACAUUUUUAGAAAAAUAUCCUGCUUCAUAUACUGCACAUUCCAUGUAUUAUAACAACAGUGUUUCUUCGAUGGGAAAUGGAACUUUUGAAAAUCAAAUUAUGGAGUGGUUAUUUUCAAGGAAAAAUGAUGACAAUUCUCCUUUCCAAGUUCUUUCUAAUGAUGAUAUGCCAACUUUGGAAGCAUUUGCAGAAGUUGCAGCAUUACUUUGCUUGAGGAAUAAUGGAAGUCAUUGCAGUUUAGAAGUUUCUAGUGAAAAAUUGGAAAAAAUUCAGUGGAUCCAGUUAAUGGAGGAGGAAUUAUUGCUCAUAACAUUUGACAUGCCAUUUAACCAUAAUAUGUCUAAUCAAGGGACCACUAGUUUUAAUUCAUCACCUGGACAGUUACUUCAGCCAGUAUGGGAUAAAAUUUUGAAUCGUUUCAUUAGUGCUACUGAAGGCAUAUUUGAAGAGCAAAUCUCUAAUUUUCAGAAUGCAUCAUUAUCAACUUUUUUAAGAUAUGCAUGUCUACUGUUUGAAAUGUUACAAACAUUUUAUUUUCAAGGAAUUAUCAAAGAAGAACAUUUGCAAUCAAAUCAUUUCACAUCAUAUUUGAAAAAAUCUUUACAUGCUUUUAUUGAGAUAUCAAAAAAGCGGGAGAAUAAUUUACUGUCUGAUGAAACAAAUCAAAUCAAAGGCCUUUUACAGCACAUUUUAAUGGUAUUUAAGCAACAUUGUCAACAGACUGUUCCUGUUCAGUACCCAAACAAUUUUAUUGUAACAGUUGCAAAUUCUGUUCCUGUUGAAAUGCUGACUUACCUUUUAUCAUACAGUUUGGAAAAUGUGAAUCACAAUACUUCUACAUUAGAUGUAUCCAAUGACUUUUCUGAGCCAGAGGGCAAUCUCAAUCAUUCCUUGAGAAAAAACAAAUAUGCGUUUGCAGAAGAUGAUCUUGAAGAUGAAGUUGACAGUUUUGUUCCAAGAAUGGAAAAUAAAGAGUCUGUACAAUUGAUGGAUGUGAAAGGCUUGCCAAAUAAUGUCCAACAGCAGUUGGAAUGUUUGGAAAUUCUUGGAGAAUUCAGCAGCUUAAUUGAUAGUGAUACAUAUUUUGAUGAGCUUGCAAGUUUUCCUCAAAAUAUGAUUCAACAGAUGUUAUCCUUUAUAUCUAGAAAUGAUCAAGGAUUCAGAAGGGUAGCUGAUGUGCAUUUGGUUUUAAAGUCUUUAAGAUGUAUACUUUUGAACAAGCAGCUGGCUGAUGAGGUUAUUGAUAAAGUCUUAUCAACUUUAAAACUUAUAUUGAACCAACUGGGUAAGAUGCAAGACUUAUGUCAGGCUGUUCUGGAAUUGUUUCCUUUAUUAUAUCCUCAUAUUUUCAAAGAUAGUUCUAACAUGUCUUCAAAUAGAGUUAGAAGUAAAUUCCACAUGCUUCAUUUGCUGCGUGUCUUAUGCAAAAGAGAGAGUGAACAAAAAGGAUCAAGAUUCACUUCCUGUCUGAUGACGCAGAACUUGCUUGCAAUUAUAAAUAUGGAACCCUCAUCAUUAUGGAGUUCAGAAAGCUCAUCAUCAACAUCACAUGAUAGCUGCAUAGCAACAAAUAGUGAUUCAGUUGCAUAUGCUUUCAUCAAGUUCUUAAAUAGUCCUUUCAUAUCAGUACGGCUCCUUGUUGCCAAAAACAUCAAUGUUUCUGUCACUGGCAUAAUUAUAGAUGACAUUUUUGAAUCAGUGUGCAAUGAAAUUUUUACUUAUUUACAAAGAGAAAAUCAGUCAAGAGCAAGUUCUGAAAACAAUGAAGAAGAAAUUUCAAACAGGAUCAGGACGUUUUUGCAUUUCCUGGGUCAUAUUAUUGUAUAUUUUCCCUGUCUAGAAAUGGAAUCAAUUUACAUGAUGUGUAAACUAGUAAAAAUAAAGAAAGUAGAUGAAUCGCUAGCAGCUAAAGUCGUACAGCAAAUUUCUUCCAUUUUGGGAUAUAGGAGCAUGCGAGAUCUUGUUGAAUCUCAUUUAGUCAAUAUCUUACAUAAAUGGAUAAAAGAUAAAUAUUCUUGGAAAGAGUUCCCUUUUAUAUUGCUAGAUGUGGAAUCUAUUGAGUCAUUUAUCUUAGAUUUUUUCAAGUUUCUGGUACCAGUUUUGUUUUAUUAUGGGGAUAAUGAAUCAAUAUCUGAGUUAUCAAACAAGCUUAAUCUAUCAUUAGCAGAAGUAAUUUAUGCCUGUUAUCCAACCAUUCAAGCUCGAAUAUUAUCUGGUUGUGCUGUUGAUUAUCGACGAAGAGAUGCUUUGAAGUGCAGGAAUUUUCUCAAUAACUAUUUGCCACAAGAACUGCAAGAGAAAGUAUUUCCUGCCAAACUUGAUGAAUUAGUGGUUAGCCUUUUAUCUCUGCUGAAAGAAAAUGGGAAUGCACACUUAAAACUAUGUGAAACACACAUUGAAUGUAUUUCGUGCCAAGAUUUUUGUUCUGCUGUGAAAAAUAUGAUGUCUGAUAUCAGCUGUGAUGGAACAUUUUCUUCUUUCCUUUGUCAGAGAGUGGUAUGAAUAUUUUAAAAA
Messenger RNA from Stegodyphus dumicola, 4446 nucleotides. It is a transcript of the gene tefu, whose product is annotated as Serine/threonine-protein kinase tefu. The record is from RefSeq and is a predicted model, not a curated record. Gene Ontology annotation, biological process: DNA repair. Gene Ontology annotation, molecular function: protein binding; protein serine/threonine kinase activity. Lineage: Eukaryota; Metazoa; Arthropoda; Arachnida; Araneae; Eresidae.